Molecule: messenger RNA, 1321 nt
Organism: Paramecium octaurelia
Lineage: Eukaryota; Ciliophora; Oligohymenophorea; Peniculida; Parameciidae
Source: the annotation of a GenBank genome assembly
CUAAAUGAUUUUGAUUUUAUUACUUCAUUUAGCUUAGGGAUAUAUAACUUAUAACCAGGGUACAUUUAGAUCCUUUAAUGUUGCAAACAAAGGAUUUAUCUGCUUUAGAGAUUAUGAAAGGACCUAAACUGUAAGAUUUUCGGAUUCAUUUAACAGAAUUCCAAAAGUAAUACUCAUUCCUGAAUUAUUUGAUAUUCCGACAUCUACAAUUGAUUACUAAUUAGAAAUUAUGGCUAUUACAGAAAGGAGUAAUUUGAACAUUUUUAUUAGACUUUAAUCUUAGAAUUAAAUGUACGGUAGGAUAAGUGAAUGGAAUUCAUUAUCGGUGGCUUGCAAUUGAUGAUACUAGAAUAUAGGUUUUUAGCUAGUUCAAUAUAAAAGACUUUCAGGAUAUAAGUUUUGAUCUUGAGAAUCCUAAUACUCAAUAAUAUUUUAUCUCACUAAUAUCUAUAUCAUCUACAGGAGCAGCUGAUGUUGAAGUCAAAGUAAUAUUCAUAAGAUAAUUAGGUUACUGAAAUUACAGAAAACAAGGUCACAGUUAAAAUCACUGAUAGAGCGGGAACACUCAUAAGUUUAGGAUAUCAGGUUAUUCUUGGAAUAGACAAUAUGUUGGAAUAAUAAAAUAUGCAAUAAUCAAAUAUAAACGGUGCAUUUGUUGGCUCAAAAUUACCUUUAAGUUAUGAAUAGUGGUUCAUUGUACCAUAUUCACGAAUUGCGUAUGACCAAAUAAAUCUUCUGAGGUAUAGAACAAUCUUUCAUAAGGAUUCGAACUCCUAAUGGUAUGAAAUGACAGCAAGUAGAUUUUAUUAUAAAAUUAGUCGGGUGUUGUUGCAAUAUAGAAUAAAGCCAUUUACCUAUUAGUAUAGAUUAUCAAUCUACUUACUUUUUUACACAAUACAAAUUUGGCCAGGUUUAAGUUAAAUCUUUAGUAGAUAGCUAAACUAAUUAUAUAAAUUCUUUUAAAGCCUAAUUGCAAGGGAAUAAUAAUGAAAUUACUGCUCUAGGAGAAUCAUAUUACAAUAUUCACAAAAACAAUAAAUCGUCCUUUCUAAAUAUUUAUGUGAAAUGCAGUUUAAAUGAAGUUCUCUCAUUAGAGUUCUAGCAUGGUUCUGGCUUAAAUGUUAAUUCUAAGCAUCUUCAACACAAGUGCAAUGGAAUAUUCAAAGAGAUUAUAUAUACUGUAGAGCUUGUACAAACAUUGAGUGCCUAUCAAAAAAUAUUAGUCAACAUAGCAGAUGAUAAAUGUGAGAUUUCUUAAGUACUUUCCAAUUAAGUAGUACAAAUAGUAAAAUUAUUUGAAAUUAAGAAAACAAUAAUUUGA